Messenger RNA from Callorhinchus milii (elephant shark), 1172 nucleotides. RefSeq names its product guided entry of tail-anchored proteins factor 3, ATPase (gene get3). Gene Ontology annotation, biological process: post-translational protein targeting to endoplasmic reticulum membrane. Gene Ontology annotation, molecular function: ATP hydrolysis activity; ATP binding. Gene Ontology annotation, cellular component: GET complex. Bases 1 to 1050 code for a protein of 349 amino acids. NCBI's taxonomy places the organism in Eukaryota, Metazoa, Chordata, Chondrichthyes, Chimaeriformes, Callorhinchidae. The record is from RefSeq and is a predicted model, not a curated record. The transcript has 7 exons.
AUGGUCAAGAGCGACAUCAGGGACGGGAAGCGGCUGUCGGGCGCCGCGGCCAGAGGCGAUCUGACCGAAGUCAAGAGGCUGCUCGACCAGGAGAGGGUGAACGUCCACACGGUGAACGAGUUCGGGAAGACGGCUCUGCAGCUAUGUGUGUUCCCUGGAAACAGUUGCAGUCUGGCUGUGCAGUUGGCAGAAGUUCGAGAGAGCGUCCUCAUCAUUUCCACCGACCCGGCCCACAACAUCUCUGACGCCUUCGAUCAAAAAUUCUCCAAAGUGCCGACCAAAGUAAAAGGCUAUGACAACCUGUUUGCCAUGGAGAUUGAUCCGAGCCUGGGAGUGGCGGAGUUGCCGGAUGAAUUCUUCGAGGAGGAUAACAUGCUGAGCAUGGGCAAGAAGAUGAUGCAGGAGGCGAUGAGUGCUUUCCCGGGCAUUGAUGAAGCUAUGAGCUACGCGGAGGUCAUGAGGUUGGUGAAAGGCAUGAAUUUCUCGGUGGUCGUGUUCGACACGGCUCCAACCGGACACACACUGCGCCUCUUAAACUUCCCCACGAUUGUGGAGCGAGGACUCGGGAGGCUGAUGCAGAUUAAGAACCAGAUCAGCCCGUUCAUCUCUCAGAUGUGCAGCAUGUUGGGACUGGGCGAUAUGAACGCAGAUCAAUUGGCUUCAAAGCUGGAGGAGACCUUACCCAUCAUCCGAUCUGUCAGCGAGCAGUUCAAAGACCCGGAGCAGACCACGUUCAUCUGCGUGUGCAUCGCCGAGUUCCUCUCCUUGUACGAGACCGAACGACUGAUUCAGGAACUGGCCAAGUGCAAGAUCGACACCCACAACAUCAUCGUCAACCAGCUGGUGUUCCCUGACCCUGGCGACAGACCCUGUAGGAUGUGCGAGGCUCGCCACAAGAUCCAGUCCAAAUACCUGGACCAGAUGGAGGACCUGUACGAAGAUUUCCACAUUGUGAAGCUCCCGCUCUUGGCUCACGAAGUCCGAGGUACGGACAAAGUCAACACCUUCUCCAAACUGCUGCUGGAACCUUACAAACCGCCCAGCAAAUGACGAACUCUCUUCCCCCAGUCCCUGAGGCCGACACUACGGAGAAGCCACUUUUCUAAUUUAUUAACACUGUUUGACGCAAGGGGAGAAGGGGGGAGAGGGGGAGAUGCUGUUUAUUCUAUGGU